AUGGCUGAUCAGUCGCAGCCUAAGGCCGUUAAAAGAAAGCUUCAUAUUCCCUCCAAAAUGAAUACUAUACACGUGGUCAUCCUAUCUAGAAUUCUGGCCAUUUUGUCUGCUCGAUCCAUGGAUACAAAAAGCAAUCUGUGGAGCUCAAUUGACGGUCCAAUGAAUCGCAUCCGAGUCCAAACCAGAAGUAAAAUCAACCAUCCUGAAGAAUUCAAAUACCGCAAUGCGACUCUUCAAUGUCGCCCUACGUCCAAACACUUCGACCUGACCAAACCAUCUUACGACCUCUUCCGCGGCCAAAACUUGCGCGAAAACUGCGUUCAGCAAAGCUUUGCCUUCGACAAUAUCAACAGACGCCUGCUCGUUGCGCAGCUGCGCGACAGCACUGGGGACGCAGGUCACUUCUGCAUUAGCACAGCUCGAUAUCUCCAGAAAACCAAUAACAAGGUCAAGGGCAAGGGCGCGACGGAGCAUACCGUCUCCAUUGACUCGGUACAGAAUAGGUUGAUCGUCCGCUACAACAAAAGCGGCAAGCAUAUCGCCGUCUUCGACUUGAAGGCCGCCACCAGGGGUGAUUUCUCUAAGCCCUUUAACCAACUUCAAGCAACCCUCGUUGGACAAGUUCAAAUCCAAAGUGUUCCCGGGGAAAGAUGGUAA
Molecule: messenger RNA, 657 nt
Organism: Paracoccidioides brasiliensis Pb18
Exons: 5
Coding region: 1-657 (218 amino acids)
Source: RefSeq, a predicted model, not a curated record